CACUCUGCGUUAUAUAUCCCAACAUGUGCACUGUCUCUCUUCAGCUUGCUGUUUACACGCUAGUCUAAUAUUCAACACUCUCCCGCUUGCCUCGUUCAUUCUCCACUCGUCAUGUCUCGUGGCAGUUACAUUGUAAAGGAAGAUACUGUCUUCUCCGCUCGUCUCUCAUCAGUCUCUGGCAGAAGAGCCACAAAGUCCUCCCAAUCACUAGACGACAACGCAGGCCUAACGAGUCGUCCUAUGCCUGAAGACGACGAACUAAACAGUUUAUUCGAGCACCUACUGGACAAGAUGAAUUUAUCGCCAGAGAAGACGUCAGAGCUGCAGAAUCGGUCGAAAGACGACAAAUGGAGGCUGCUGCGCGCGAAGGAGGUGAUGCACACAAGGUUUACUGUUGAAUAUUACUUGGAUCAGUUGACUCGUCAUAUGAGUUUGAAGUUGAAAGUAAAGCAUCCUAAGAGAAAGCAUAUGAAGGGUUUAGCUCCAAUCAGUGAACUAUUGAAGUCUUUGGAAGUGGAUCUCAGGACAAAUCCUAACAAUGACUGGUCCAUGAUGUUUGUUGAUGAGCCCAAUAGUGGUGUUGUCAUUCUCAUUGACUUUCUCAGCUUUCUUCAAAGCGACAACACAGAACGUCCGAAGAAGAAGAAAUAUGAGAUUCUUUACAAAGAUGGAGCAGAUGAACAUUGGUGUAUCCUCUGUGUCAAAUCUCUUAUGGCCAAUAGAUAUGGUUUUAGUGCUGUUCUUGGCUAUGAAGAGAGCCUGGCUGUUUUAGCUCUUAGUUUACGUGCAGAGAGCCCUAAGACAAGAGCUGUUGUUUUGAAGUUGCUUGCAGCUGUUUUAUUGACUCCUGGUGGGCACAGAAAAGUGUUAAAAGCUUUUGAUAAUUUACGUACUGUAAUUGGGGAAGAGAGAAACUUCGAGACUUUGAUACAGAAGAUCACUGAAGAGCCAUUGGAUCCACCUUUUCAGGUUGCAGCUCUUUGCUUUCUCAACACAUUUGUCCAUUCAUCGGCAAAGAUGAAUGCUCGGAUUUUUCAUCAACAGGAACUUCUUGCUGCUGGAUUUGAUCCAGAUUUUAUUGAAAGAUCGUUGAAAGGUCGCCAGGAUGAUGCUGUUUUGCAUGAACUCAAUGAGUGGAGGAAGGAAUUCAUUGAUGUUCAAGCAGUCAUGGAUGAGUUUAUUGGUCUCCGGACUAGAGCUUCAGAACUGAGGACUGAGGUUGAUCUGCUUGGAAAACGGAUAGAAGAUGUCAAUCAAGGAAAGUCUAUUGCUCAACAGAAAAGCCAACAGCUUGCUGGUCAAGUCGACAUGUACAUGAACAAAGCACAAGAACUCAGAACUGCAUUACAAGCUGUCAUGAAACAAUAUGAGAAAGAAACAGGUAGAAAGGCACCCGACGGUGUGGAAUUACCUCAAACUCUGUUGGAACCAAUUGCUCCUCCUCCACCAAUUGAAAUAGCAGUAGCUGCACCACCACCACCACCACCACCUCCACCAGGCUGUCCUGGUGGUCCACCACCACCCCCACCUCUUCCUGGAAUGUCUUCUGCUUUGGCCUUGCAGCCGAAGAAGAAGAAAGUUAUCUCAAAUGUUCCAUUGCCCAUGUUGAACUGGGUACCAUUGGGACAGCCUGCUGAACAGAGCUACUUUCAUGAAAUGGAUGAGACAUUUGUGUAUAAGGAGAUUGAUUUUCAUGACUUUGAGGCACAGUUUGAGGUUAAGCGAUAUGCUCAAGCAGAUCUACUUCAAGCUAAGAAAGAAGCAGCUCUGAAGGCGAUUGUUCAGAAAGUGACUGUUAUAGAGAGCAAUCGUGCACGAAACCUGGUGAUUGCUAAACGUCGUAUUGGCCUGUCUGCUGCCUUGGUUCAACGAUACAUCACCAACAUGGACUUGGAUGGGUUAUGUGCUGAGCAUGUGGAACUUCUUUUAAAAUUCAUACCUACAAAAGAUGAGCUCAGCAAACUAGCGAAGCAUGCUCAUGAGUAUGAUAAACUGGCUGAAGCUGAACAGUUUCUCUUUCAGAUGGCCAAGAUUGAACGUUACGAGUCUCGGCUAAGUGUGAUGGCAUACAUGGGAUACUUUGAUGAAUUGGUUGAGAGUGUAAUGCCUAAAAUUGUGGCAGUCUAUGAGGCAUCCACAUCAUUAGUGAACAGCAAGAGAUUGAAGCGGCUGUUUGAGGUCAUUUUAGCAUUUGGAAACUACAUGAACAGCAGUAGACGUGGUGCAGCUUAUGGAUUCCGUCUUGAAUCAUUAAGAAAAUUGAGUGAUACACGGUCACAGGAUAGGAAGCAGACAUUUUUGCAUUAUUUGGUUGAUGCUCUAGACAAGUACUACCCGGACGUUGGAGAAUUUACUGCAGAGUUAAACGUUACUCGUGCAUCAGGAGUUUCAAUGCAAACGUUGGCUCAGGAUGUACAAGGUUUGAGGAAGGGAAUUGAUCUGACAUUGUUUGAACGAGAGAAGCAAACAUCAAACUUUGUUCUAUAUAGUUUCUAUAACAGAGCUGUUCGCAAGGUAACGCGAUUGGCAGAAGCGUACAAGAAGAUGGAUGAAGCAUAUACCAAAGCAUGCAGUCUUUUCUGUGAGAGUCCAAAGACGACGGAGCCAUCGGAAUUUUUUGCCCACUUUAGAGACUUUGUUGCUGCGUUUAAGAAAGCUGAUGCAGAGAAUAGGGAAAGACGGAAAAAGGAAUUGGAAGAAGCAAAUAAACGUCAACUAGCUGUUCGUGUGAAAGCAGACCCUAUGAUGCAAUCGGUAUUUCAAGAAGCAGCAGCAGUUGCAGCAUCUAAAGGUGAGAACAGAGCACCAGUAACAUGGAAGACACAUGCAUCACCUUUGACCAAGCGGAAAGACAAGAAGGAGAAAAAGGAAAAGAAAGAGAAGAAGAAGAAAGAGAAGAAAAAGAAGAAGGAAGAGGAUGACAGAGUGAAGCCAGGUGAAGUAGUCAUGGAUGAGUCAGGAAUGAUUCAAGUUGCUUAUCAACCGGAUAUUACUCAACCAUCACAAUCUUCUGCUUUACCACCUCCUCCACCUGGUCUGGCUGGUAGGGAGGAAGCUAAAUUGAUGCGACCGUCUGUAAAGGGUCAACAGAAGCUGCCAGGAAAUGUUGAAAAUAUGAGGAUGUUAGGGUCUUCACCCGACUGGAGGGAUGAAAGAGCAAGCAUGAGCAGCAAGGCAGGCUCAAUAGCAGACAGUGGGUUUAGUCAAUCGUCAACUCCUGCUGCAAUUACAAAUGAAGAGUUGUUGCUAUAUGACACAGCUGAUGCAGUUCGUUUGGACAGUCCUGCUGAAUUUACAUCUGAUGCACACAACCACCAACCAUUGCAUCGUAAAGGCACUGCUGAUGGGUAUUAUGUAGCUGUGACAGCUGGUGGUAAGACAGAAGACCUUUACGCAAAAGUUGAAUCUGUUCAGAAAGAAAUGCGACCACCGGGCGGUGGAGCCAGUGUUCGAUCAGAGAAAGCUCCACCACUUCCACAUCGAAGAUAUUUAGACUCUACUAGAGGUACAAUGACUGGUGUAACUAAAUAUUCUCACGUUGAUGGCAACGAACAGGAUGAGUUGUACUCGACAGCCGAUGGUUAACUACUAUUUGGCAUGACUAUGUUUAUUAUGCAGAGUAAGAAUGAAUCUUGAGUAGAAAUUAAUAGUGUAUGUAUUAGUGAGGAUAGUGAAUACCAAAUGUUUGUACGUAUGCUAGAAUUUAUGCUGUAAUAUGGUGUAGGUAUUUUUGUAGAGCAUUUUCCAACGUGGUCAAAAUAGAAACAACAUUAAACAAUACAA
Messenger RNA from Corticium candelabrum, 3783 nucleotides. Its product is annotated as formin-like protein 3. Gene Ontology annotation, cellular component: cytosol. Lineage: Eukaryota; Metazoa; Porifera; Homoscleromorpha; Homosclerophorida; Plakinidae. Gene Ontology annotation, biological process: cortical actin cytoskeleton organization; regulation of cell shape; cell migration. The transcript has 26 exons. The coding region runs from base 112 to 3585 and encodes 1157 amino acids. The record is from RefSeq and is a predicted model, not a curated record. Gene Ontology annotation, molecular function: small GTPase binding; actin filament binding.